This is a messenger RNA of Ascochyta rabiei, 861 nucleotides long. RefSeq lists its product as uncharacterized. The coding region runs from base 1 to 861 and encodes 286 amino acids. The transcript is spliced from 2 exons. The record is from RefSeq and is a predicted model, not a curated record. Lineage: Eukaryota; Fungi; Ascomycota; Dothideomycetes; Pleosporales; Didymellaceae.
AUGGGCUUCCUUGACAGCAUUGUUAGCAAUCUCACAGGUCAAAGCCAUGGCGGCGGACAGCAGCAGCACAGUCAACAGCAUGGCCCCCCACCCGUCUCACCGCCGUGGUAUGCCGAGUGGGACUCUCGCGAGAACAGGUGGCUCUUCGUGAACCAGCAGACCGGCGAACGUACAUUCAACUACCCCGGCCCGGGCAGCCAAAGUCAAGGCGGCUACGGACAGCAGGGUGGUUAUGGGCAACAGAGUGGUUAUGGUCAACAGGGAGGAUACGGUCAACAACAGGGCUACGGUCAACAACAAGGCUACGGUCAACAACAGGGCGGAUACGGUGGCGGUUAUAGCCAGCAACAAGGCUACGGCCAGCAGGGUGGCUCUGGCGGCGGAUACCCUCCACAAGAGCAGCCUCAGAAGAAGGAAGGUAGCAAUGCCUGGAAGUAUGCCGCAGGUGGCGCCGCUGGUCUUGUUGGCGGUGCUCUGCUAAUGCACGAGGGCGAAGAGAUUAAGCAAGACUGGGACGGCGACAAAUACCGCAUGGAGCAGCGUGUGGACAACUUCGGCAACGACGUCGAAAACUUCCCCGAGAACGCCGCAAACUGGACAGGCCAGCAGGUCGGCAAUGUAGAGAACUUCGGCGACCGGGUUGAGAACCGAUGGGACAAUACUGUCAACGAUGUUGAAGACUUCCCCGAAAAUGCGGCGAGGUGGACUGGCGAGAAAGUCCAGGCGGUUGAGGAUAUCCCGCAGGAUAUUGAAAACAAGUGGGACAAUGGUGUGAACGAUGUCGAGCAGUUUGGGGAUCGCAUGGACAACGCCUACGAUGAUGGAAGAGACGAGCAAAGAUAUGACGAUGAUGACUACUAG